AUGACUGAACUCAAUUUUGGAGAUACCAACAUUUGGCUCAUCGGCACCGACAUCGACCACAAAGUCAAAUACAAUUCUGCCACCACAGAACCAGCCUGGAACAACGGGACAAUCGGUAUACAGCCUGGUUUAUUUAUAUGGCGCAUUGAAGAUUUUCACGUCGUUCCGUGGCCGAAAGAAUUGUACGGCCAGUUUUAUGACGGGGAUAGCUACAUUGUCUUGUACUCAUACACUAUUCCUCGGAGUGAGAAUGGAGAACAGGCGGAAAGGUUGGCGCAUGAUAUUUUCUUCUGGCUCGGGGCAAAAACCACGCAGGAUGAAGCAGGGACAGCGGCGUACAAGACGGUAGAGUUAGAUGAGUUUUUACAUGGAGUGGCUACGCAACAUCGAGAGAUCCAGCUUCAUCCUUCGGACGAAUUCUUGACGGCACAUGGGCACUCGGUGGUUGUUCAUGAAGUGGAUCCGACAUGGCAGAGUCUGGAUGACGGGGAUGUCUUUAUUCUAGAAAAGGAUGAUAAAAUCUGGGUGUGGCAGGGGAAGGACGCGAGCCCCAUGGAGAAAGCCAAGGCCGCGCAGGUUGUGAAUGAAUUGACGCUUGCUAAACAUAUUGACGUUGAAGUGUUGGCACAGACGGAGGCUAGGUCGAAGAUUGUUGUCGAUUUAUUGGGCGGAGGAAAUACUGAUCAGUCAUAUUUUCGCACUGGCCGUCCGAUUCAUAAUUCUAGGCCAUCACCAGCAUCAUCACUACUACCGGCACGACCACCGAGAUUAUUUCGAAUCGUCCCUACUGAGUCCGGCCAAUUCCAGUUCGAGCUGGAUAAAGAAGGCGGCACAAUCCGACUGUCAGACUUGGAUAGCAACGAUAUUUUCAUCUUUGACACUGGCAGGAAGAUAUGGGUCUGGGAAGGACAGUACGUAAAUACUCACGUAAAGGAUGCGUGGAAGUUGUGCACUGGGGCAUAUUUGCGGUAUCUGCAGCAGGAAUCGCAGGCUCCGGAAGUGAUCGCUGCGACCCCUGUUGCAAAAGUCAAGGAAGGAAACGAGAAUGCGGCAUUUUUCCAAUCAAUUUCUGCACAUUAA
This is a messenger RNA of Talaromyces stipitatus ATCC 10500, 1080 nucleotides long. Its product is annotated as actin-binding protein Fragmin, putative. Lineage: Eukaryota; Fungi; Ascomycota; Eurotiomycetes; Eurotiales; Trichocomaceae. The coding region runs from base 1 to 1080 and encodes 359 amino acids. The record is from RefSeq and is a predicted model, not a curated record. Gene Ontology annotation, molecular function: actin filament binding. The transcript is spliced from 2 exons.